Messenger RNA from Suncus etruscus (white-toothed pygmy shrew), 765 nucleotides. RefSeq names its product calpain small subunit 2 (gene CAPNS2). The transcript has a single exon. The record is from RefSeq and is a predicted model, not a curated record. Gene Ontology annotation, molecular function: calcium ion binding. Bases 1 to 765 code for a protein of 254 amino acids. NCBI's taxonomy places the organism in Eukaryota, Metazoa, Chordata, Mammalia, Eulipotyphla, Soricidae.
AUGUUUCUGGCAAAGGCUUUCUUGGAAGGAGCAGAUCGGGGUCUUGGAGAAGCUCUGGGGGGCCUCCUUGGAGGAGGUGGUCAGAGGAGAGGCGGGGGAGGUGGCGGUGUCGGCAUAGGAGGAAAUAUUGGAGGAAUAGUCGGGGGCCUGGUGAACUUUAUCAGCGAUGCUGCAGCAGCUCAGUACACCCCAGAACCGCCUCCCACCCAGCAGCAUUUCACCAAUGUGGAGGCCAACGAAAGUGAGGAGGUCCGACGGUUCCGCCAUCAGUUUGCACAGUUGGCUGGGCCCGACAUGGAGGUGGGCGCCACCGACCUGAUGAAUAUUCUCAACAAAGUCCUGUCGAAGCACAAGGAUCUGAAGACAGACGGCUUCAGCCUGGACACCUGCCGGAGCAUUGUCUCUGUCAUGGACAGCGACACGACAGGCAAGCUGGGCUUUGAAGAAUUUAAGUACUUGUGGAACAAUAUCAAGAAGUGGCAAUGUGUGUAUAAGCAAUAUGACAGGGACCACACGGGUGUUCUGGGGCCUUCUCAGCUGCGGGGAGCUGUACAGGCCGCUGGCUUCCAGCUAAACGAACAAUUACAUCAGUUGAUUGUCCUCCGAUACACCGAUGAGGAUGGAAGUAUGGACUUCAACAACUACAUCAGCUGCCUGGUCCGCCUUGAUGCCAUGUUUCGUGCCUUCAAGUCUCUGGAUAGAGAUGCAGAUGGCCUGAUUCAAGUAUCUAUCCAAGACUGGCUGCAGCUCACUAUGUAUUCCUGA